AUGGAAAAAAAAUCAAUUGGUGAGUACAAAUGUGUUCAAGCAGUUGCUCUAUAUGAUGCUGGAUUUACAAUUUCUGGUGUUGCUCGUCAACUUAACAUUUCAUGGAUUUGUUUUAAAAAUGCUAUUAUCCGUCAUCGUGAUCACGGUACAUUCAAAGAUCUUUCACGAACCGGUCGUCCUUUGAAACUCAGACCAAGAACUGCUCACCAUCUUAAACGUUUAGUACAUGGAAAAAAUCGAGCAAAUGCCAAUAUUAUUACACAAAAAUUAAAUGAUUUAUCGAUUAUACAUGUUUCUUCAAGAACUGUUCGACGUCAUCUUCACAAAAUGGAAUAUACUUACAGUGCACAAAUCAAAAAAUCAUAUUUAAAAAAGAUUCAUAAAAUGAAAAGGAUUGCUUAG
This is a messenger RNA of Rotaria sordida, 402 nucleotides long. The record is from the annotation of a GenBank genome assembly. Lineage: Eukaryota; Metazoa; Rotifera; Eurotatoria; Philodinida; Philodinidae.